Messenger RNA from Rosa rugosa (rugosa rose), 2377 nucleotides. RefSeq lists its product as uncharacterized. The record is from RefSeq and is a predicted model, not a curated record. NCBI's taxonomy places the organism in Eukaryota, Viridiplantae, Streptophyta, Magnoliopsida, Rosales, Rosaceae. Bases 410 to 2377 code for a protein of 655 amino acids. The transcript is spliced from 5 exons.
UUGGUGAUGGUAAAUUCCCGUAACUUGUUAAAAAUUUGUUUAUGCAUCAUUUUGCUGUCGUAUGCUGUUGUAAGUACAAAAACUAGAUCAGUGUCAUGUCACUGUUAAGGUCACUGGACAGGUAACUGGCUAGGUCACUGUUAAUGUUACUGUCAAGUUUUUGUCACUGACAAUGUCACUGUUGUAUUUGCAUAUGUCAUUGGUUAUGUUUGUGAUAUUCAUAUGGGUAAGCAGCUGUUUGAAAAAUAACUAACUAGUUUUCUAUUUUUAUUUUUUAUUUUCCAAACAGUAUUGGUUUUGCCACAAGACAGGAGUAGUGCCGCCAAUCUCUGGAAGAGAAACCGAAAAACACGGAAUAAGAAAGUGGCAGUUAAAGACCCUGAUAGAAAAAAAAGGGGAUUUCAACACCAUGGGAAAGUUGAAGAAAAUCUUUGAUAAAGUUAAAGAAGAUGCAGAGGAAGAAGAUUCUGAGUCUAAUACAGACACAGAAAGUAAAGAAAAAGAGAAUGAUGGGCAAGAAGAUAUUGUUGAAAAUAGAACCAGUGGAAACAUUAAGGAUGAGAAGAUGGAGACAGAGAUAGGGAAGAACAAUGAAGAGAAGAAGGAAUUACAGAGAAAGCUGGAGGGAAAGGAAGAAGAGCUAAGUGCUUUGAAAAAAGAAGUUGAGGAGAAGGACAAGGAAAUUGGCAGAAUAAAUGAAGAGAAUGAGGAUGUGUUAUUGGAAAAUGAGGUGCUGAAAAUUGAGAAAGCCUCACUAAUUAACAGAGUGAAGCACUUGGAGGGCAUAGUGAUGGCACUAACUGAGAAGUUUGAGUCGCCAAUAGCACGUCCAGGUGAUGACAACGACUCAACUCCUCCUCCCCCACCACCUAGUUUCCCUCCGCCAAAACCAAAGGCCCCUCAGGACAAGCCAACUGACAGCAAGCACUCCAAAAACACAAAAUCUCAAGGUGGUAGUCAGGGAACUCAAUCACAACCUGCCUGCUCCACAGCAAGCGCAUCUGAGAUGGCAUCUGCAGCACCUCACUCAACCGACCAAGGACAUCAGUCACCACUUCAAUGCCUUGCCCAAGCAGCUGCACAGAUUCAUUCACCAACCUCUCCUGAGGUUAAAUUGAGAAUGACGGAAGAUGCUUGUACACCGAACACUGCUUGGGUUAAUGCAUUGUUUGUGUUUCCACCUCCGGGCGUGUUUCAAACUCCACCUCCAAGAAAAGUCAGUUUGGAAGAUAUGCAAGCAGAGCCAAACAAGUAUCAGAUCAUUAUAUCACCAGAGGUUCAGCCUGUUUUUGACGUCGAACCAGUCAAUUACAUUCCUCCUACAGAACAGAUGACAAGAGCUGAGUUCAUCAAGCCAAUUUUAGAGGAGAUAUCAGGGCAGGACUCAGAAUCUAUUGGCCUCUAUUCUUAUGUGGUUAGGACGAAGAGAAAGGAGAGAGUACAAAAAACACAUCAUAUUUUCUGGUGGGACGAGGUGAAAGAGCAAAGGCAGAGGGCGAAAAUGACCAGAAUCACAGCACAGGAAAAGAAAAAAGGACAGACAGCUGAACAGAAGCCACAGGAGGAAGUGAUACAUGAUUUGACGAUUAAUGUGGAUGACGAGGAACAAACAGAAAAAAACGAAAUUGAAGUGAUAGAUUGGCAAAAACGACAACUGUACAACCUACUUGACAGCCCAACUAAAAGCAAACUAGAGAAGUACUGGAACAAGGCAGAACAAAGCGUAUUAUUCUGGGAGGGAAAAGAGCCUGGAAGCGAAAUCACAAGGGCAGAUGUCAAAAUGCUCAUAAGCGAUCAAUCAAUAGCAAACAACUGGAUUGAUUGCUAUGGGGAAAUGUUGAAGGAUGAACUGCAAAACGAAAGUUCACAAAGUUUGGGAAGAUCUGCUUUUAUGCAUAGCAUGUGUUGGUAUUCGACAAUACAUUUAACUGUGAGAAACCUCCAUCAAUACUUGUGUGAGCCGCUGUUCCAAAACAUGGGAAAAUGCAGCAUGCUUUUCUUCCCAAUUACCCAUAAUGAAGAAUUUCACCACACGCUCUUGGUCUUUGACAAGGACAUACCGCAAUGGCUGCAUUUUGAUUCAAUGAAACCAAGAAGAGCAGGAACAGGGGAGUGCUUUAAAAGUAUAAAAAAAUUGGUUGAAAUGGUCGAGCUGUGGAUGAGAGCAGUGAAAGAUCAAGCAGAUGAUAUGCUGCAGCAAGGCUGCCGAAUGAAAUUUGACAAGAGUCAAAGCACUCACACAAAAUUAAAGAUGGUUGAAAGUAUUUUGAGCGAUGACGAAAUAAGAACAAUAAGCUGGAUAAAGGAAAAUUAUGAUGGUGGAAGGAUCCCUUUGAACCAUGCCAGAAUCUGCCCCCAACAAGACCAAAAAUCGUAA